CAUUUAACAAUCGAACCAAAGAGCCAUGUGUGACAAGGAUAUCUACUGGACUCAGAGAUCAUUAACUCUUGUUUCUGUGCAGUUUCUUCUGAAGGACAGCAUGCUAUCAGUUAUUCUCACCUCUUCAUGAAUGUAGGGACCAGCUUCAGAUCAAUUAGCCUGAAAAGAAAGCCUAAGAAAGCCAGAGAGGAACACCACCUUCAUUCACUGAUCAAGGAUUACGUUGCUUUACAGAUGUCUUUAUAGCAUGGACUUUGUGUGAACUGAUCAUGUCUAUUAAAAGCUAACUUUACAGCAGACCAACAAAAAGCGUCUGGUAAAUCUGUAACAUAUGACACUGAGACUGUGUAUAGAAAGCUAAAACUAGCAGUUUGAAUUUUUGACAACAGAGUGAAAGUGUGCCUUCAUCGUAUCAUAACCAACCAUGGCUGGCAGUGGAGGUCCGACAGCUACAUUCUCAGUCUGGGACUAUGUGGUGUUUGCUGGGAUGAUCUUGGGAGCUGCUGGCAUUGGACUCUUUCAAGCUUUCCGAGGCCGCAAAGAUAACAGCAGUGCUGAGUUCUUGCUGGGUGGCCGUCAGAUGACGGCAGUUCCAGUCGCCAUGUCACUCACGGCUAGUUUCAUGUCUGGGAUUACAGUGAUUGGCACUCCUGCGGAGGCCUACAGAUAUGGCACAGCAUUCUGGCUCUUUGCCUUCGCCUAUGCCAUCAUGUCCAGCAUCACUGCAGAGAUCUUUGUGCCUCUGUUUUAUCGACUUGGCAUCACCAGUACAUAUGAGUACUUGGAGCUACGCUUUAAUAAACUUAUUCGAGUGAUCGGAACAACCAUGUACAUAGUCCAGACAGCUUUGUACACAGGCAUGGUCAUCUAUGCCCCAGCGCUGGCCCUCAACCAGAUUACUGGCCUGGAUCUUUGGGGAGUGCUGGUGGCCACAGGCACCGUCUGCAUCAUCUAUUGCACCCUGGGAGGCCUAAAGGCAGUGAUAUGGACAGAUGUGUUCCAGAUGGUCAUUAUGCUGGCUGGGUUUGUAGCAGUCAUUGCUCGUGGGGCCGUGCUUCAGGGAGGCUUGGGAAAAAUUUGGGAAGAUAACUAUAAUGGAGGACGCUUAGAUGCGUUUAGUUUUGAUCCAGAUCCCCUGAAGCGGCACAGUUUUUGGACCAUUGUUGUCGGGGGUAGUUUGAUGUGGGUGUCAAUGUAUGCCAUUAACCAGUCACAGGUGCAGCGCUAUAUCUCCUGUAAAACCAUGACCCAUGCCAAAAUGUCUCUGUAUGUAAAUAUGGUGGGGUUGUGGAUUACCGUGAGUCUGGCAAUGUUUUCUGGCCUCACCAUGUACUCUAUCUAUAAAGACUGUGAUCCUCUUACUAACAAAGAUGUUGGUUCAUCAGACCAGCUUCUUCCAUAUUUAGUAAUGGACAUUCUAGCAGAAUUUCCAGGCCUUCCUGGCUUGUUUGUAGCAGCUGCCUACAGUGGAACAUUAAGUACGGUAUCAUCCAGUAUUAAUGCUCUGGUGGCUGUCACAGUGGAAGACUUUGUGAAACCUAUGUGGCCCAAUUUGAGUGAAAAGAAGUUGUCAUGGAUUAACAUGAGCAUGAGUGUUGUAUUUGGGGCUGUGUGCAUUGCUAUGGCAGCAGUUGCCUCUUUGAUGGGAAGUAUAUUGCAGGCCGCCUUGUCUGUAUUUGGUAUGAUCAGUGGACCUCUGUUGGGGCUUUUCCUGCUGGGCAUGUUCUUCCGCUGUGCUAACUCCAUUGGGAGCCUGACUGGAUUAAUAACUGGCCUGAUUAUAACCCUGUGGGUGGGCAUUGGUGCUCAGGUGUACCCUCCUUUACCGAUUAAGACCAAACCACUUCCCCUCAGCGUUUCAGGAUGUCAUGUUGGAGACACAAACAUAACCACCACAGUGGCAGCAUGGACGAGUACAGCCCUACCAGCCACAGAGCCAAGCAUUGUGAGACCAGCUCUUGCUGAUACCUGGUACUCUUUGUCCUACCUGUACUUCUGCCCUGUGGCCAUGCUGGUGACAGUGACCACUGGGCUAAUUGUCAGUGCCAUCACAGGUGGCUGUAAACAAGAGAAAAUAAACCCAGAGAUGUUUGUUAUGAAGGAAGACCUCAUCUGCUUUGGCUGCCGUAGAACAGAUCCUGAGAAUCCUGCAACAGUCUUGGUUGAGAAAGUAGAGCCAGAGCAGCCGCAUGGCUUGGACAAUCCUCAAUUCACUGACAUCAAACCGAAACUAAAGGACAGUGACGAUACCACCAAGUUGUAAACUAUUUUUCUGUCACCACAACAGUAUGACUCUAUUCAUGAUACUGUAACCAAUGUAACUAGGAGAGAAGCUAUUUUUUAAAAACACAAACGAUUACUUUAAUUCCAAUUUUAAACAGCUUUUGCACUGCAUUGGCAUCUUUUUAUGGUUAAUUAUUUCAUGGCAGUCUAUUUAUUAUUAUUAUUAUUAUUAUUAUUAUUGAUUUGUCAAUUGAAAUAUGAUUGAUUAUUAUUAUUUAUCUUGAAUUAUUGAAUUGAAUUAAUUUUGAAUUAAUUUUUAUAUAUGAAGUAUUAUUUGUAAUACAAUAUUCAAAGACCGAUUGUCAGCAGCAUGGUGGGGCAAUCGCGCGUGUGUGUGUGUGUGAGAGAGAGAGAGAGAGAGAGAGAGAGACAGACAGACAUACAGAAACAGAGAUAGAUAUGGUGGACUGAUGGUGACUGAUAUGGUGGAUAGAUGGUGGACUGAUGCACACCUAUGUUAGGCUCCAGAUUCACCAGACAUGUAUAAAGAUAUAUAUAAUUAAGACAGUGUGCUGUACAAAGCAGUGUGCUGUAAAAUGGAAUGUUCUACUGAGAAUCCGCUAUAAUAUAUUAUGUAUAAAUAUACAUUGGAAUGAAUAAUUAUAAUGGGAACACACAACACACAGAUGCAAUGUACAAACACACAAGGGUUAAACACAUUAGAUCUGACCACACCUGUUCCCUUAACAACAUAACCAAACAGGAAAGAGCAUGGGAAGGCUACACCCUCUUUUAUGCCUGUGUGAUAUAAGACUCCAUUUUUCAUGGAGUGGAAAAUAAAUAGAGCUCACUAAAUGAGGAAAACAAUAAUCACUACAUGAGAAUUUUGUGGUUUUAUUGUUUGGAGUUGUUCCAUCCAAAGUUUAGGUGAGUAAAAACUUUACUGCUUAAUAGUAUUGCAAUGUAAGUGACAUAAAAUCAAAACCAACAGUGGUAAAUAUUUAUUUAGUUUUGAGUCAAUCAUUACACCCAUAGUGCCUUAAAAGUUUUUAUAACUCAUCAUUUAAAUGUGUGGUGUUCUAAAAAGGAAACAGGAAACCUGUAUGCGGAGAACGAAUAAAGACCAUGUAAAAACUUGCCAAACCACUAAGCAAUCAAAUGAGCUGAAGCAAAAUUUCAUUAUAAUGCCAUGUUCUAAAAUAACUGGCAGGCACACAUCUAUGGAGGAAUGUAAUUGUCAGGGGUAUAGGUCAGUUAGAUUCUAGUAUAUAUUUUUAUAUCUAUUUUUAAAAAGGAAAAUGGUUAUGUUCAAAUGGUCAUCCAAACUCUACCCUGUUGCCAUGCUGGUGACAGUGACCACUGGGCUAUUCGUCAGUGCCAUCACCCGUGAGAUUACUAACUCCUAGUACUAACAUUAAUAGUGAGAUGAGAUCUAAACAGUCAAUAAUGAUGUGGAUUAUAAACUCUGUAUGUUCUGUCUUACUGUAGAUGAUACACUAUAUGGCCAAAAGUAUAUGGACACCUGUCCAGCACACCCGUAUUUGGGCCUGAUGCCUCAAAGCUGGAAACCGCUGCCACAAAGUCUUAAACACACAAUUGUCUAGAAUUGAUAGUGUGACUGCUUCUUCUUCUUUAGUUUUUCCAUGCCUCGAAAUAUCACUGAGAGGACACAAAUGUUAAUAUUUGACAUUGGCAAUGUCUGACACCAGGAGAUCAAGUUCUCCUAUUUUUUAUUUGUAUCACAUUUAAAGCUCAUAUAAAAGUACAGUAUUUUUGUACAGUUAUUACAAGAGCCACCUCUAAUUAAACUGUAUUUUUAUAUUCAUCCUUUGAGAUGAACUGGAACACUGACUUAGCCCCAGGCCUAACUCAUGCUCUUUUGAUUAAAUGUGCAAAUCUCCACAGUCGGGUUCCCAAAACCUACUGGAAAACCUUCUGAGAAGAGUGGAGCUUAAUAUAACAUCAGUGGGGACUGAAAUUGGAUGUUCAAUACGUACAUAUGGCUGCGAUUGUCAGAUGUCCAUGUGUUCUAAUUAAAAUAUGCAUGCAGAACUAACUUACAAAGCUUUAUAGACUUAACGAUACCAUUUACCUAACUUUAGGAAUAUAAUUCUUGUCUUUUUUAAAGGGUACAAAGGACAUCUGGAUAACCAUGGAUCUGUGUAAUAAAUUGCUUUUGAAGUGUU
Molecule: messenger RNA, 4409 nt
Organism: Hemibagrus wyckioides
Lineage: Eukaryota; Metazoa; Chordata; Actinopteri; Siluriformes; Bagridae
Gene: slc5a8l
Product: solute carrier family 5 member 8, like
Exons: 15
Coding region: 425-2263 (612 amino acids)
Biological process (GO): propanoate transmembrane transport; sodium ion transport
Cellular component (GO): membrane
Molecular function (GO): organic acid:sodium symporter activity
Source: RefSeq, a predicted model, not a curated record